AUGACCGCCGAUGCAUACAAAUAUGGUUAUAAUGUUAAUCCACGUGGUCAAUUUCAUCAUGAAGUACGUGGCCCACAUCAGAUCACAUAUGGAUGUUAUGGCUAUAUUGAUCCCUUCGGCCAACUAAAAACAAUAUUUUAUAUCAGUGAUGGAUGGGGUUAUCGAAUUGUACAGCCAGGAAAGAACGUAGAACUUUUCUUUCAUAAACAUGAAUAUCAUGAAAACAGAAAUAAUCAUGAUCAUAACGAAACCCACGAACAUUAUGGUGUGUUUACACCAUGGCAAGAAUUACAUUUUCCCAUAGUGUGUGCGCAAUAUGAAAAUGAAAACAUUCUAUUUCUGAAAACAUCAAAUAAAGAAGGUCACAGUAAAUUUGGUACGCCAGUAAGACCAGACACGAAAAAGUUCGGAAAAUCAUUAUAUCAAGGACAUUUGGAAAACUCUAGUACACAAGAUAUGUCCAAUAUACCACAGAAAUCGACAAGCGAAGAAAUAACAUCACAUUUUGAACAUUUGGAAAUCACAGAUAUUCCUAGCACUCCAGGCAUGCCCAGAACACCAGGAACAUUUGGAAAACAAAGGCCAUUAUAUCAAGAAUAUUUUAGAACACAUGAAAUUACUGACACAUCAGAUAUACUCGAUAUCCCAGGAACUUCUGGAAGACCAAAAACACCAUCAUAUUCAGAAAAUCAAAGGACACUUAACAUAUUAACCUCACCUAGAAUACUAGAAAAACCAAAAAUGCGAGAAACAUCAUCAUAUUCAAAAUAUUCAGGAGCAUCUGAAAUUUCUAACAUAUCAGAUACACCCGCUAUUUUAGGCCAAAGGUCAGAAACGUAUCCGAAACAACCGGUGUCAUCUAUAGUUCACGUCACACCUGAUACUCCAAGAUUAUCUGAAAAAUCAGGGAUGUUACAACAAGAAUCGGGGAUACCCAGAAACGUACCAGGCACAUCCAGUACUCCAGGAAUGGCUAACAGAUCAAAAGCACUAUCAUAUCCAGAAUAUUCGGGGACACCUCGAAUCCUCGGCAUAUCAGGAACAUCUAAUACUUCAGAAACAUUUAAAAAAUCAGGAACAUUGUCACGUUCAGAACAAUCAAAAAUAUCUGGAAUAUCUGGAAUACUAGAUGUUUUAGGAACAUCUAGACGACCAGAAAUGCCAUCAUAUCCAGAACAUUCACAAACAUUUGGAAUUUCUGACAUAUCAGAUAUAUUUAAAACUAUAACCAAAUCAAAAGGAUCAGAAAUGCCAUUGUAUCGAGGAUCUCCAGAAACAUCCGGCAUUCCUAUAAUAUUAGACACACCCGAUGUUCCAGGAAUAUCUAAAAGUCCAGUAAAUUCAGAAUAUUUAGCGACACCUAGGGUUCCUGGUAUAUUAGCUACAUCCCACAUUUCAAAAAAAGGAGGAUAUAAUAGCGUUCCAGGAAGAUCAAGAACGCUAUCAUAUCCAAAAUAUCUUGAGACAAUCGAAAUCCUUGGCACAUCAAAUACAAGUACUCCAGGAACGUUUGGAAGACCAAAAAUGCCAUUAUAUCCAGGAUACCAGAAGACGCCUGGAAUUUCUGACAUUCCAGAAAUCCCUCAAACUUCAGAAAUAUCUGCAGAAAGAUUGCAUACACUAUUAUAUCCAGAAUAUACGGAGACAUCUGGAAUUCAUGUCAUACCAAGCACACUUGGAACACUAGGAAAAUUGGAAAAACUAGAGACAUCAAUAUAUUCGAAGAUACCUGGAAUCUCUGAUAUAUCAGAUAUAUCUGGUACCUUAGGAAAACCGAGAAGACCAGGAAUACUAUCAUAUUCAGAAUACUCGGGAACAUCCAAAAUCUCCGGCACAUCCAAUGCUUCGAGAAUACUUGGAAGACCAGAAGUGUCAUCAUAUUCAAAAUCAAAACAUCUAGAGACAUCUGGAAUUUCUAGUAUAGUAGGAACAUUCAAUACUUCAGAAAAAUCCACGCCAUCACAUCCAGAAUAUAUGGGAACAUCCGGUAUUCCAGAAAUAUCUGAAGAAAUAAAGACACUAAUACAUUCAGAACAUUUAGGGACAUCCAGAAUCCACGUCACACCAAGCAUACGUGGAACGUUAGAAAAAUUGGGAGAAUUAGAAAUGCCGUCAUAUUCAGGGCAUGCAGGAAUAUCUUCCAGAAUUUCUAAUAUAUCAGGAAUAUCUGGAAAGUCCGAGAUAUCAACGUAUUCAGGAUAUUCUAAGACACCCGAACAUCAUAUUAUACCAAGUAUAUCUGGAAUGCUAAGCAAACUGGAAAGAUCAAAAACACCAACAUAUGCAAAACAUCCGAAGAUAUCUGAAAUUCCUGACAUACCAAGCAUAUCUGAUAUUUCAAGACUGUCUGAAGAUCUAGAGACGACAAUCUAUUCAGAACAUCCCGGAGUCUCUAGCAUAUCAGGCACAUUCGGUAGCUCAGGAAGACCUAGGAUGCCAUCAUAUUUGGAAACUUUUGACAACCUCAGUACUCCAGAAAUGUCUGAGAAAUCAGGAUCAUAUUCUAAAUACUUAAGGAUUUCUAACGUUUCUAGCAGUCUUGGCACAUCCAAUAUUCUAGGAAUACCAGGAAUAUCAUCUCAUUCUAUACAUGCCGAAUCUAUUAUACCGAAAAUACGUGGAAAAUCAGGAACGCCAUUACAUUAUAAACAUGCAAGAAUUCUCAACAUGUCUGAUACAGCCAAUACUUUAGGAAUACUAGGGAGAUCAAGAACACUGUUUCAUCCUCAACGUCCGAAGACUUUUAUUAUUUCUAGUACUCCAAGAAUAUCUGAUAUAUCAGGAAAAUCUAUAACAUCUUAUCCAGGAUAUCCCAUUUAUCCUAUCAAAUCAAAAACACCUGUUAAUUUUGAAAUGUUGAGUAAACCUGAUGAUAUAUAUUCUGAAUUUUCUAAUACGUCUAAUAAAUCAAGUUUUCCUUUCAAGUCUGGCAAAUCAGGUUACACAUAUACAGAAGACUAUACAGAAGAAUCGAAAAAUCCACUAGGACCUAUAUCGAUAGAACCUCAUGGAGAAGUAAGCUCUAAAGAUCCGAGUAGUGGUAUAGGCGGUAUAGGAAACGUUGAUAACAUAAGUGAUAAAGAAAAUGUCGGACCUAACGGUCCCGAUGGACCAUGGCCAACUGGUUCACCGGGUCCUAAUGGACCAUGGCCUGGGGAUCCAGAUUAUAUAUCCGGAAUAUCAAUCAAAUCAACAAGAAAACCUUUGCACAAAGGAUUGAUAAGAAAUCACCAUUCAUCAAUUUAUUCAGAUACAGAUAAAUAUAACUCCGUUUCGCAAUAUUCCUUCAAUGGAACUGGUAUUUCAUAUACAAAUUAUACAAAAGAUAAUGAAUUAUUAAAAUUAAUAUAUCCGAUGAAAGUUAACACAUCACUAUAUAAUACAGAUCAUAAUCGAUAUAGACCUCAAUACAAAAUACAGUCUGUAGCAUCGGUCCAUAAGGGAAAAGAAAUCAUGUACAAUAGAAAUGAAACUAAUUCUCUAUUGCAAAUAGGUUCAACACCAUCAUCAUUGAAAUAUAAAAGUGAAGAUCAUCAAUACACUGAUAUGAUCAAACUAAAUCCACAAUUUCAUGAUCACCUGACACAUACUGAGCCGCAACAAGUAAAGAAACCACUUAAAAAUGAACCACUCAAACAUCUUUCUGUGCAUCGAAGUCAGUAUCAAAAAUCAAUAUUCUAUCCAUUUAAUAAUUCUCAAUCUUCUAGAGGUUCAAACCAAUUUAACAAAUUAGUGCAACAAGAAAGCGCAGUUAAUGUAGAUGGACGGUAUAAUAAGUUUGCUAAUAUGGAUAACAAAUCGAUUUCUGACAUAUCCACUCAGGAUGAACCUUCCUCUGUUCUGGAAAAACAGGUAAAUGUACAUCUUGAACAGAUAUCGAGGACGAAUCCCGUUCUUGACGCUAUUGGGGUUCAACCACCUAAUUUCAUCAACGUUAAGCCCUUUUCAUUACCUAUAGGGCCAGACUCACAAGCAUGUCCUUGUUACUUAAUUGAGUCGAAAAACAAUACAAACGUAGAAACCAGUUCGACUCUUACCUCUGUCAUUGGUCAAUUCGGAUUCGUUCCUAUUAUUUUUGUACCAUACUGUCCUGGCAAUGAGAUGGACAGCAAUAAGAUAAAAAUUAUGUUCCCAUCCAUUACUUCUGUUCCAUAUAUAUGCGACAUAUGCGAUAUUCAAGACAGCAAACUCGGCAUAAGAACCCUUGACAUAAAUCAGCUUGGCAAUAUCGAUUAUCUCAAAGAAAUAUUAAAUCAACCCAAUCUUGGUCUUUUUAAUGUUUCAGUUAAGAACAACAUCAAGCAAAAAAGAAGCAAAGGCAGAAAGACAAAAUGAAGAAUGUAAUAUUGGCUUAUUAAGUUCAAAUUGUAAUCAUUCUGAAAUAAUAG
Messenger RNA from Pogonomyrmex barbatus (red harvester ant), 4388 nucleotides. RefSeq lists its product as uncharacterized. The record is from RefSeq and is a predicted model, not a curated record. NCBI's taxonomy places the organism in Eukaryota, Metazoa, Arthropoda, Insecta, Hymenoptera, Formicidae.